AUGCAAAGUAUUUUGACAGCAUGUGCUACACCAGAUACUAAGAAACCACAAGACUGGUUUGAAUUAAAUAGCACUCAUGAACUUUUGAGUGAGUUCGAACAUGUAGAACUUAAAAAGAUGUACCAAGACAGACAAAACUUACCAUCGUAUCUAAAAGGUAUAUAUGUUCAUAAGUUCCUAGUUAGUUCAAUAGCAAUGUGGGCUUCACCUCGCUAUGCUUGGUAUAUUUACAGACUUCUUGACGAAGUUGCUGAAAAAUACAUGUAA
This is a messenger RNA of Trichomonas vaginalis G3, 267 nucleotides long. Its product is annotated as KilA, N-terminal/APSES-type HTH, DNA-binding family. NCBI's taxonomy places the organism in Eukaryota, Parabasalia, Trichomonadida, Trichomonadidae. The record is from RefSeq and is a predicted model, not a curated record. The coding region runs from base 1 to 267 and encodes 88 amino acids. The transcript has a single exon.